This is a messenger RNA of Pygocentrus nattereri (red-bellied piranha), 2480 nucleotides long. RefSeq names its product spermatogenesis associated 1 (gene spata1). The record is from RefSeq and is a predicted model, not a curated record. The transcript has 12 exons. The coding region runs from base 83 to 1588 and encodes 501 amino acids. NCBI's taxonomy places the organism in Eukaryota, Metazoa, Chordata, Actinopteri, Characiformes, Serrasalmidae.
GCCAGUCUGACCAAACAGCUCACCACUGUCCUGAGAAGAGGUUGUCCAGUACAGCGCGGGCUCUGGAGGGGAAAACCGCACGAUGAGCUGUUUCGCUGGAGAGAGAUCAGGAACUUCAGAGUGUGUGGAGCUGCAUGUGUUUCUUGUGCCUGAUGAGCUGUGGAACUCGAGACUGAACACAGCGUCAGUGGAAGCCGUAGACAGAUUCAUAUCAGCAGGCUUCAUCAGGGUGUAUCCAGACACAGUUUUGAAAGCUGUACGAGAUGAACUUGGCGUGUUACUCGGGCCAGAGAGGGUCGCUGACAGAUACUUCUUUUUAAAAUGUGUUGGUAGAAGCUUGGCACUGGUUAAACCCAGGCAAGAGAAAGACUUGAAAGCGAAAUCCUUUGCUCCACCCUAUUCCCUGUACCCAGAGCUCUAUCUGCUACCGGUGGAAGAACAUGGCAGUAGCGUUUCCUCCAGAUCAUUAAGUCCAGACUUGGCCAUUUACAACGCUGACUCCCAGACAGGCUACCCUCCUAGACCAGCUUUUGCACCUGGCCAGACAAAAGAGCCUACAAAAUUUCCACUAAUCAAACAAGGGCCCCAGCUGUCUGUCCUUGACCAGAGUCUGGAAGAUGAGGACACCUCUAGUUCUCUGGAGGAGAGGGAGGAGGAGGACUCUGUGGGAUGUGAAGAUCCCAUAUGGACAGAGACUCAUAACAUGUGCAAAAGUGUCCAAGAGGAGCUCAGGGCAAAGCAAAGUGUUGCAGAAAUGCUACCCAUUAAACAGAGUCUGACGAAAAUGGAAAAAACUGAGAAAAAGACACAUUACAAAAGAAACUUGACCAGAGAUUCAGGAGUACCAGAGUCGCUGGAGGAUCCAGACGCUGGGUUUUUCCUCUCACAAGCAAGGAAAUCCAAACUGUCUCAGACUUUAAAGCCAACUGGAAAGAAACCAAAUGAUCAGACACAUGCGGGCAGACCAGAACCACUAGUUCCUGUUGAGUGUGAGGCAACUCCCAGUGCCCCUGCCCUGGCUGUACAUAUGCAAAAAACUAAUGCAACUUCAACCAACAGGGAUGAGCUGCUGAAGGAACUCAAGCUGGCCAAAGAGAAGAGACAACAGCUGGAAAGAUCAAGGCAAGAGCUGCUGAGAAAGGGCAAGGAUCUGCUAGCUCUAAAUAGACACCGCAGGAACCAAGCACGGGACAAGUGGAAGAGAAAGUAUUUUGACACCAAGAAAGCCACAGCACCGUUGGAGGAAGCUCUAAAAAGUCUUCGACAGGAACUGGAGGCAUUUUAUGACAAACUGUUUCAACAACUACAAGCUCGAGAUGGAAGGAACAGACAAAAACGAGCAGGGAAGCCAUCAAGCACAAAGAACGAUCUUAUAAUCCAGAUUAUGACUGAGAGUUGCGAAAUAGACAAUCUGAAGAAAAAUCUGGAUGAUGCCAAAAUGAAACUUGCCACAGAAAUCAAGCUGAGGAAGCAGGCGACCACAGAACUGCGAGCCCUGAAAGCAGAACUGUUGCAGAAGAAGUCUCAGUGCUCAGUCUCAGGGUCUCUUUUAAGUGCUGCUGACCUUGGAUCACAGAUAAGCACUUGAAAACCUGCUUAACCCAGUACUGCAUGGUGUUAACAUAUGGCAACAAGUACUUUCUUUUCAUUUUUUCUCUGCUUGAUUACAGUAUGCAGUUUCUUUCUGGAUUCUUUCGGGAAAAUGAAGGCUUCUCCUGUAACAUGCUUCACUUUUCUUAUGAUUACAUUCCUUCCUAUUGCAGGCUUUGUUUUCCAUACACACAUCAUAUACACACAUGUACACAUUAAACAACAUUAAUGGAUGCUUACAAGAUCUUUUUCAUAAAUGAAAGCGCUUUAGAUGCUAAGGGAGUUUGUAUUAAAUGAUGAGACAGAAUUGCAACAGCAUGCGACAAUGGAACUGCAAUCUGCAGUGCACACAGUGGUUGCUUACAUUCCAAAUGUGUGUUUUUAUCCUAAUCAUUUUUAUAGUUAAUAAUUUUUAUUCUGUGCUUAUAUGGAUGUUUUGCAUGUUUUUGUUCCAAUUCAUGGAACAUUAAUGUGGCCAUGUCCAAUGGCAGUGUUUUGCUUUACUCUUACUGUGGCAAUGCACAUUGCAUUUCUAUUGUCCCAUGCCGUUUUCUUAAUAUUUAUUAUGAAAUUAAAAUAAUAAUUUCCUGAACUUAGAAUGAUUCAUUCUUAAUUUGUUUAUGCAAAUAUUUAUAUUAAUUUUAUGCAUCGUAUUUAUUUGCCAUUUACCAUUCUUUCAGCUAAAAGGCAUAUGACCAUAUAUAUCUAAAACAUUAGAUGGGACCUGUAACAACCAUGCAAGGUCUGGUGGACCAUCAGACAAACAAUGCUUAAAAUGUUCACCUUUGAAAGAGGAGAUCAAUCUUGAUUCAGAUCUGAGAAGAAAAUCUGUUAAUCAAACAAAGAAGCUGCUGAUGUUCUAAGAACAAUGGACUGGCUACUCCAAAGCA